CACCACCGACUCGUCCCAAACCGCAUACACCACUCUGACUCGCCCGAUCAGGUCCUCAGGGCAAAGAUGCCAUCCGGCUAGGCCGGCGCUAACAAGCUGCGUUAUCGGAUGAUAAUGCCGUAGGCGACUGGCGGUGCUACUCUACGAUCCUCUCUGCAUUGGACUAUCACCACUAUGGAGUUAGCACUCAUCCUUCGUUCCAGCCUGAGCUCCAUCAACAAGGUAUGCCUCCUCAAAAUGAGAGGCCGACAGUGGAGGAGGGCAGUCAAAACAGGCAAGUAGCAUCAGGCUGGAGCUUUCGCUGUUGAAAACUCUGACUACGGCCGCGCUCAAAUCUUCGUCCCGCCGUUAAGCUGCAUGUGUUGAUCUGAUUCAGGGGUUGCUCGAAAAAAACAUUCCUCAGGGGCUCCAGUUCAAGUGGCGAGAAUGGAUACUGGCCGCGAACAUGACUAUAAAUGGUGCCUUGGGCGUGCUCUGCCUGGCGCCGAGGAGAUCUGGUUCACUUGAUUCUCUGUCACACAGCGUCCAAGAUGAGGGUCUUCAAGGCUCUUGCGGCCGCCCUCCUGGCUGCCAACCAGGUGAGAGCAAAGGCAGUGUUCGCCCAUUUCAUGAUCGGCAAUACCGCCCAGUACACGGUUGGCGACUUUGUUUACGACAUGCAGCUGGCUCAACAAGCAGCAAUUGACGGUUUUGCCCUCAACAUGGCUUAUAACGAGGAGGCCAAUGAUCAUUCGCUUCCGCUGGCAUUCCAAGCUGCCGCCCAGGUGCCCGGAUUCAAGCUCUUCUUCUCGUUCGACUAUGCCGGGAACGGACCAUGGCCAUUGCAAACCGUCACAGACAUGAUCAACAAAUACAGCCCCAAUGCUGCCUACUUCAGACAUUCGACUGGUCAGCCGCUUGUGUCCACCUUCGAGGGCGCGGACAAUGCACAGGACUGGGUAACCAUCAAGCAAAGAACCGGCUGUUUCUUUAUUCCUGAUUGGUCUUCCCUUGGCGCCAAAAAGGCAGUAGCCAGAGCUAAUGGGGUGGCCGAUGGGCUGUUCAACUGGGGAGCCUGGCCCGAAGGCAUUCAGCGAACCAGUUGGGAUCUUGAUGCAUCAUAUCUGAUUUUCUUGAACAAGACGCGGACAUACAUGGCGCCCGUGUCUCCCUGGUUCUUCACCAACAUGCCGGGCUACAACAAAAACUGGCUGUGGCGUGGCGACGAGCUCUGGUUCGACCGGUGGCAGCAGCUCUGGUCGCUGUCGGUUGUGGGGGCGGAUCAGUGGCCUGGACAACCCGAGUAUCUCCAGAUCAUCUCGUGGAAUGACUAUGGCGAGUCACACUACAUUGGUCCCCUGAACGACAAAGCCUACGUUGCCUUUGGUCCGACCACGGGCAAAGCUCCAUUCAACUAUGCCCUGGGAAUGCCCCAUGACGGAUGGCGACACCUGUUGCCCUUCAUGAUCAACAUGUGGAAGACCGGAACCGCCUCGGUGACUCAAGAGGCUCUGGUGGCCUGGUAUCGUCUCACUCCCGGGCGGGCAUGCGACGCUGGUGGAACGUCUGGCAACACGGCAGCGCAGCUCCAGACCGAGGUGACGCCGUGGAGUCUGGCCCGAGACAAGGUCUUCUUUGCGGCCCUGAUUACCAGCCCUCACUUUCCCCGCGUGACGAUUGGAGGCAGAACCCAGGUUGUCUCGUGGACUUCGGGCCCCGAUAAGAGCGCAGGCACUGUUGGUAUCUACUAUGGCAGUGUUGACUUCGAGGGAGCAACUGGCGAUGUGCUGAUUGAGCUUGUCGACUCGUCCGGUGCCGUCGUCGCAUCCUUGAAAGGAGCUCCCAUCUCGGCCACAUGUCCCAACGGGGUGCAGAACUGGAACGCCUGGGUCGGCAGCGCCGUUGGCAACCGGGCCAUCUCGCCCACGUCGCCCAAGUAUCCCCUCUCCAAACAGUCAUGCGUUGAAGGAAGUGGCUCCAAGUUCGAGUUCAAUCUCUUGUGCAAAUAUUCGUGCGCUCUCGGAUACUGCCCGCCAGGCCCAUGCACGUGUUACAAGAUGGGCGUCAAGAACAUAGACCUCGACCCAAAGAACAUUGACGGCUACCCGCUCCCCGGAUCUGACUGCACAUACCUUGGGCUCUGCUCCUUUGCUUGCAACUACGGUUUCUGCCCCAGCGAGUACUGUACGAGCGAUGCCGGCGCCAAAGACAAAUGCGUUGUCCCCGCCCCCGAGCCCGAUCCGGAUGACCAAACCCAGUCAUGCACCUCCGGGACGGGUGAGGGCAACUUGGCUGGUCUCUGCAGCUUCUCUUGUGGUCGUGGUUUCUGCCCUGUCCCUCCUUGCAAAUGCACCGGAGUCGGACCCAGGAUUACGCCUCCUCCCGAGACAGACGACCCUGGUUAUCCGAGACUUGGAUACGGCCUUGAGUACAAGGGCCUGUGUGACUUUGCUUGCUCGCGUGGCUACUGUCCUGAGGGUGCCUGCUCCCGCAGUAAUCCCUAUGGGGCAAUUUCUGUUCCUGCGACAGGAGCAGGCUGCAAUCCGAAAGACCCGGAAGAUUUGUGGCGCUGCAAGGAAGUAACUUGCCCUAGGGGAGACUUGAAAGACCGUGUUCGCUGGCAGGCGGUUGGCGGGAACGAGUUCUUCAAUUAUACCGUCAAGUGGUUCGGUGCUUACAACGACUUUAAUCCCAACCCAGCGACAGGGGACCAGCCCUUCGACGGUACACCGUGGGAAAACAACCCCAUAGAAGCCAUUGCUUACUUCUUCUCGGGAGAAAACGAUAAGGGGGGCACCAAGGUCUCGGCUCGAGACCUGGACUGUGAAAUCUUGGGGGAGGGUGGCGGCUGCAGCGAUCCUCAGAGCUUUAAAUGUGGCACAACCGACUAUGCAGCGCUGGACUUUUUGUUGACGUCCUUUGUCAACAUCCACAACUUUUACAACACCAUGUACCAGUCUCUGACCGACGUCCAAGCAGACCUGACCCUGAAGCUCGAGGAAAUAGCAGCGACCUUUUGGCAGAGUGACCUCAGCGCCCUGGCCAUCUUCAAGGCCAUCCUGGGGCUGUUCUCCCUGAUACUAACGCUCGGUGGUUCUGCCAUGUGGAGUGAGCUGUUCAGGAUUGGCUCCUUCAACUCCAUCAGUGACGCUGUUCCAAUCGACGCCAUCUCGGAGGCUGUCGGCAUGUUCAGCACAGGGUUUGACUACGUUUCACAACAAGCCGAAGCCCAUGCCGUUAGCCAGAUUCAAGUCGAGACCACCCUGAAAGCAGCGGCUACGGAGUUCUUCAACCAGGCGAGACAGUGCCUUGACACGUGGAUGAAGCGGACAUUCACCGGGGAUUGGGACAGCUACGAGAGGCUUUUCACACACGUAAAGGACGGGUUGUUCCUCUCGGCGCGUUCCAGAUCGAGCUACGACUUCUACCAGGCCCUAUCCCCCGUGGUGACUGGCAUGAGCAUCGUCGAGACUUGGAAGAUGGAAAGCCCGCUUGCCAUCAUCUACGAGCAGGGGGAUCACGCCGAGCCAAGGUUCGAUCUCAUUUCGUCGGGCGCCGAGUCUCAUCGAGUCCGUGUGCCUGACCAAGACUACACGCUAUGGAUCGUCAACACGGCCAACUGCGGCGGAAGUGGCGGCGAUGCCUGCAUUGGCGGCGCCAUCAAACCCACUGGAAUCGACGAGCUAGAAAAGGCCGACAACAAAUGGAAGCUGACCAAGGAAGACAUUGCCCUGUCCAGUUUCUACGGCUACAUGCUCAAUCGCCAGAGCAACCCUAUCCGACCCAUGCCAAGUGCGAAGGGGAUGGACGCCUCUGGCAGCCCGUUCCCUUAUGCCGAGGGUCUGAAAACUCCCGGCAUCUUCCCCAUCCCGGUUUGCGAUUCCGAGCUUUACAAGCUGAAUCUGGUCAAGGACGGGCUGAGUAAAACCCAUAAGUGUGAGUAUUUCCCUUGCUGCGAACGGAGAUACUAUGAAUAGGGGGGCCGGAUGUGAAUCGGGAUGUGGUAUCCAGGUCAUGAGUCUUCGAGACGGCAGCAAUUCAACAUCAUGUACAAGAUACAUGUUAUCCAGUUUGGUUUUCGUUUUUUGAUAGCUCGCAUGCAGUUAUCGUCGGUGCAAGGCAUGCCUGUAUGGUGCUGUAUCCAC
Molecule: messenger RNA, 4124 nt
Organism: Canariomyces notabilis
Lineage: Eukaryota; Fungi; Ascomycota; Sordariomycetes; Sordariales; Chaetomiaceae
Product: carbohydrate-binding module family 24 protein
Exons: 3
Coding region: 456-3956 (1166 amino acids)
Molecular function (GO): glucan endo-1,3-alpha-glucosidase activity
Source: RefSeq, a predicted model, not a curated record